This is a messenger RNA of Clarias gariepinus (North African catfish), 769 nucleotides long. It is a transcript of the gene spcs3, whose product is annotated as signal peptidase complex subunit 3. Gene Ontology annotation, biological process: protein targeting to ER. Bases 147 to 689 code for a protein of 180 amino acids. Gene Ontology annotation, cellular component: membrane; signal peptidase complex. The record is from RefSeq and is a predicted model, not a curated record. NCBI's taxonomy places the organism in Eukaryota, Metazoa, Chordata, Actinopteri, Siluriformes, Clariidae. The transcript is spliced from 5 exons.
GGGUAUGCAAAGAAGCCUAAUAAUACGUCGAAAAAACUUAGACCACUUCCUGUUUUUUUUACUUCCGGUCGCUCGUGUAGCUAGGAAGCGUAGCUUUGCAAAUGAAUAAUUCUUAUUAGUGUGUUAUUAUUGAAGGUGAUUUAAUAAUGAAUACGGUUUUAUCGAGGGCGAACUCCCUGUUCGCGUUUUCUCUGAGUGUAAUGGCGGCUCUGACUUUCGGCUGUUUCAUCACCACGGCGUUCAGAGACAGAAGCGUUCCGGUGGAUGUACACGUCUCCAAAGUGCUGCUAAAAAAUGUGGAUGACUUCACAGGACCAAGAGAAAGGAGUGAUUUGGGUUUUGUGACCUUUGACCUUUCUGUCAAUCUGCUGCCAAUAUUCGACUGGAACGUAAAAGAGCUCUUUCUUUACCUGUCAGCUGAAUAUUCUACCAAAAGCAAUGCACUUAACCAGGUGGUUCUAUGGGACAGGAUUGUUCAGAGAGGUGAAAACACCAAACUUGAACUGAAGGAAAUGAAGUCCAAAUACUUCUUCUUCGAUGAUGGAAAUGGCUUGAGGGGCAAUAAGAAUGUGACUCUCACUCUCUCCUGGAAUGUGGUCCCGAACGCAGGGAUCUUACCAUUGGUCAUGGGCUCAGGGCACAAAUCGGUGCCGUUCCCCGAGUCGUACGAAAGCACCAAGAGCUACUGAACUGUCCUGAACCAUUGUCACAAACACAGCUGUUGUGGGUUUUAAUAAUUAAAAAAAAAAAAAAAAGACCAAAAACAUUA